Molecule: messenger RNA, 3318 nt
Organism: Centruroides sculpturatus (bark scorpion)
Lineage: Eukaryota; Metazoa; Arthropoda; Arachnida; Scorpiones; Buthidae
Exons: 5
Coding region: 1-3318 (1105 amino acids)
Source: RefSeq, a predicted model, not a curated record
AUGAACACUCAUAAGUUUCCACAUACAAACUUUGCACAGGAGAAGUUCGAAAAGCACCAGUGCACAAAUGCAAUGCUUCAUGGUGGAUUGGAUCCAGCAUCCAAAGAAUUAAGAUUCAUUAUCACUUGCCAAUAUCAGAAAGGAUUAACACAAUUCAAUAUUGAACAGCUUGUCAAUGCUAAAGACUUUGGAAUUCAUUCCGAUACUGAGGGAUUAUCUAAUGAUGAUGAUAUUGCUACUGACGCUAUUGAAUUUGUUUUAACCGGAGCUGAAGUAGAUAUAAAUUCUGAGAUACUGGAAGAACAUGAACAUGAUCAUGAAGAUGAGCAUUUCCCUCCAGUACCUAAUGCAAAACAAGCCAAAACAAAAUGGCAUAAAACUGAUAAAUUCCUUGAUAUUCAUCCAGAAAAUGUUGUUCAUAUCCUUCAAGAAAAAAGAAUGGAAAAAGGAAAAAAUGGUGAUGUGACUUUUCCCGAUGAAUGUUUAUACCGUUCUCUUCAAUUAAAUCAUUCAAUAGACAAACAUCGAUGCAAAGUCUGCCAAAAGGGAUUCGUAAAUGAAUAUGCUUUACUAGAACACGUGAACAAUAUUCACUCAGAAUCAAAACCUUAUGUUCAUAAACAAUGCUCUAAAGAUCUUACAAGUAAAGAAAAACUAUUGAAGAACAUCGAAUCACGAACAUUUAGCAUUCCUCACUCAAUUCAUUCAAGAAAAAUCGACGCAAGCAAGUACUCCGACACGGAACGUGGAUCAACCAUGAGUAAAAGCAUUUCCGUAAACUUGACACAUGCGGGAACUAAAAAUGAAAGUGAAUUCAUCGAUUCGAUACAUGCAAGAACAAUGGAUGAAAGCGGGUCUCUCGGCUCGAUACAUGAAGGAAGAAUAGAUGAAAUUUUUGAGGAGUAUCCAGAAAGAUUAAAAAGAAAGAAGCCUGAACCCAGAAAAUUGCCUAAAAAGAGAUGUACACAGUCUACAACUGGUUAUUUAACUAGUGUGGAAAAUAAUAUUGAUCAGGAAGAGGAUGGUGAUGAAAAGGAUGAAGAUGCAAAUGAAAACAGAACAGCCAGCAUUGGUGUUCAAGUUCACAUUCCUGUUUGCUCAUUCCUAAGUAAAAGAACAAGUACUACACUGAGAAAUUUAAAAAGGAAAUGUUCAAGGCUUACAAAACAAAUUUCAAAGCUCAAAUCAACUGUAGAAGCACAAAAAUGUUUAUUAAAAGAAAGAUUAAGGAAAACUCCUCUGGAAAAGAAAUUUCAGGAAAUUGUAUCUGAAGCUACAUUCAAGCAUUCAUUAAAAGCUAAUUUUUUAAUUGAACAAGUUAACAGUUAUGGUAAGAAAAAGGGGCACUAUGAAGAGACCACUGUAAAGAUUUGUGCAUUACUGCAAAGGAAAUCCUCCAAGGCCUACAAGUAUUUGAGACAAAUUGGUAUUUUGCAUAUCCCUCAUCCAGCAACCUUGAAAAGAUACAUUGGUUAUGCCAGUGGAGAAAUUGGUGUUACUUCACUGAUUAAAUGUCGACUUGCAGCAGAAUUCAAAGGAUUAAAGACCGAUUCUGAAAAGUUGGGGUCCCUUAUCAUUGACGAGAUGGCUAUAAAACCUAAAUUAAUUUAUGAUAGAAAAUUGGAUGUAUUUUUAGGCCAACCAAAUAUAGACAUGAAUCUGAUAGGACUUGAAGACAAAUUAGCAAAUAAAUUGCUGUGCUUCCUUUUCCGUGGCCUAACAACACCUUAUCGGAUACCUGUAGCCUUUUACUUUACUUCAAACAUAACUGCAUUUGACCUUAAAAAUUUAACUCUUAAGGUUAUCACAGCAGUAGAAGAGGAAGGAUUUAUAGUCCAGCGUGUGGUUACUGACAACUAUUCAGUUAACACUUUGAUGUUCCAACUUUUGAGUGGUGAUGAAUGCGGGCCAUGUAUCAGCCAUCCGAAUGACAAAACCCGUAAACUCUUCCUGGCAUUUGAUCAGUGUCAUGUAAUAAAGAAUGUGAGGUCACAAUUUCUGACCAAGACCUUCAGUGUAAAUGACAAUGAAAUAUCAGCAAACCAUCUCAAAUGUUUGUAUGACUACCAGAAGACAUUACCAGGACUAAUUAAACCUGUUCGAUUCUUAACUAGGAAACAUUUAUUUCCAACCAGCUUUGAAAAAAUGAACGUUUUACGAGCAGUUCAAAUUUUUUCAAUUGAAUUGAUUGCCGCCCUGGAAACAAUGGUUGAUAUUUCUCCUGAGAACGUGGUUCAUAAAGCAGGAUUACAGGAAACGAUUAACUUCAUGAAGAUCAUGAGGAAGUGGUUUGAACUUCAUGAUAUUUGUAAUCAAACUCAGUACAUCUAUUCUAGAAAUCAAAACAAGUGUCCUUUCUAUUCCUUAGAUGAUGAAAGACUGCAGUGGCUCCAAAACGAUUUUCUUCACUAUAUUGAACAAAUUCAAUCCUCACUGGAGAAAGAAAAAAGAUUUAGUGAUGAAACAUAUCACGCUCUGCGGUUCACAACCGUGUCCACUGUCCUCUGUGUGCGCCACCUUCUUCAGGAAGGUUUCCAUUAUGUCCUUUCCAGGAACUUUUCAAGUGAUGACAUAGAGGCACUAUUCAGCCAUGUACGCCAGUUAGGUGGCUACAAUGACAUGAUGGAUGUACGAUCCAGUAUAUUUGGUAUAGAAGCAACACUUAAAACAGGUUUGAUUAAAGCUUCCAUUAGUGCUAAUGUGGAAGCAAGAGAACCACCACUGUCAACCACAACAGCUCUAAUUUCAUUGCCAGCAAAAGAAAUUGCUUAUAGCUCUUGCUCAGAAAACAACAUUGCAUUGCCUGACAAAGUAAUGAAAAUUCUGUCCAGGUUUUAUAACCCACAAGGUGUUCAACCCACAAUGAAAAAUGCAGCAGUGGCUAUGAUUGCAGGAUACAUUGUGAAAGUGGCAGAGGAAUCGACAACCUGCUUUGACUGUCUGCAAAAACUUUCAAGACCGAAAAGCUGUUCUCCAGUUUUGAGGCUAAUUUUUCAUCAAGACCGUGGUGGUUUAAAAUACCCUAGCUUUGAACUAGUGAGAGUUUUAGACAUUAUUUCUGAUUUUGUUUUUGAAGCACUGAAGAAUGUAUGUUUAAAACAGAAAGGUAUAAGAAAAGAUAUUGUGAGAAUAUUAAUUCCACAUUUUCAAAAUUUACUUUGCUGCAAGAAUUGUGACUCAUCAGACUUUGUUAGAGUUAUUUUAGAGAAAUAUGUAAAUCCUCUAUUUGAUAAUUUUGGGAAAGCUAUGAGCGAGAAACUCCAGCCAGUAAAGACAUUACAUAAUAAGCCACUGAGCAGAAAGGUUAUGCGAGUGUAG